AUGGCGUCACAGGGCAACGUUGAUGAUGAUAGUCACCUCUACAGCGAGGAAUGGUCACGUCGUCAUUCUUCUGAGGGGCAAACAACGUCCAUGGUUGGUGAUGUGAACACUGACAGUGGUGGUGUCGGUGAUAAGAAGUCCAUGUUCCAAGCUCGUGCCCAGGCUGAGAUGAAGCUGAAAGAAGUGGAGCUUGAUACCAAGAUUGCUAAGACAGCGGCGAAAGAGAAGGUGUACUCUGAGGCAGAUGCUGCAGGUCAAGGUCAAUGUCUAGGUGAUCCCACUGUCACAUUAAGAUCUGUCACGACUCCGUCGUCACAGUACAAUCAGAUCAGUCAACAGAAAAUUAACCCUUCUGCAGCAGACUUUUUGCCAGUAAAUCAGAGCUCAUUGAAUCAUACCUCUCAAAAUCCAGGUGCUAGUAUUGCUGUUGAUAAUCAGUCCUCAUUGUUUAACCAUGCUGUUCUAGAGACACAAAGACAGAUGUCCCAUGCUAUGUUUCUUCCCAAACCGGAAGUGCCCAAGUUCACAGGAGACCCGACAGAGUUUUCAGCCUUCCUCAUGGCGUUCGAUGCCAGGAUUGCUCCACAUACGUCAAGUGAGGCAGAUAGACUUUACUACCUCGAUCAACAACUUCAAGGUGAGCCCAAAGAUCUUAUAUCUGGUUGUCUUCAUAUGGAUCCUUUAGCAGGGUAUGCUGCUGCAAGAAACCUGCUUUGCAAAGAGUAUGGUGAUCCUUAUAGAAUCUCGACAGCUUAUAUGAACAAGAUUCGUACUUGGCCUAAUCUAAAGAAUGAGGACAACGUAGGACUCAAGCAAUUCUCUAUUCUUCUGACAAAGUGUUAUCAUGUAAUGAGAGGUAUUUCUCAUAUGAUUGUCCUUAAUCAUGCACCAAACAUGCAGUGUGUUGUUUUGAAGCUCCCGGCGUAUCUCCAAAGCAGGUGGAGGGAUCGCGUUACGACUAUGAAACUGAAUGGGCAGGAGGAAGUGGAGUUCAAGCAUCUCGUUGACUUCAUCGACUUCGCUGCAAGAUCUGCAAAUGAACCUCUCUACAGUAAACAGGCACUGCUCUCCAAACAUGAUGAUACAAGUCGUAAGGAUAGGUUCUCUGAUAAGUAUAAACAAUCAAACAAGUCUCAAUCCACAAGUUUCGCUACUCAUAUCGGAAGUGAAUCACAAAGUAAAAGCAAAGGCAUCUCUUGCUUCCACUGUAAACAGUCUCACGAUCUUGACGAUUGCAAGUUAUUUCUACAAAAGACACUUUCUGAAAGACGAGAGUAUUUGAAGGAGAGUAACCGGUGUUACAGUUGUUAUGGACUUAACCACAUUUCAAAGGGUUGCAUGAAAAAAAGAACUUGUAAACACUGUGGCAAACGUCAUCCUACUGCUUUACAUGAUUACAAUUUUCAGUCAAGACAGGGGCAACCGGACUAUGUUUCCAAAGAGAAGUCAUCCACUGGCGAGUCUAAUGUCAUCACUGGAGCUACGUUCUGUGACAAUCAACGAUUCAAGGUUAAAGAGACUGUGCUACAACCUAUACUUCCUGUUAACGUCCGACAGAAUGGAGGCGAUAGGGUUGUGCAAACGUACGCCAUGUUGGACAACGGCAGCACAGGAUGCUUCAUCACAGAAGGACUGAAGGAUGAACUUCAAGCAAAGUCAUCACCAACGUUGCUGAGGUUGCAAACGAUGAACGGAACAGACCUCAUCAACACAACAGUGGUAUCAGAUAUUGUGAUCUCUGACCUCUCUGAUAGACAGUUUGUUAGUUUGCCACGCACAUUUUGUAAAGAUGUAAUGCCCGUUGGUCACGACAAUAUUCCUAAAUCGGAUGCUUUGAUGCAACUACCAGGUCUCAAGAAUGUUGCUGAAAUGAUGCCGCUGUAUCGACCAGACCUGAAUAUUGGCCUUCUUAUCGGCAGUAACUGUUCAGAUGGUCUUCGACCUCUUGAAGUCACCCCAUCAUCUGGCAAUGGACCUUUUGCUGUGAAGUACAAACUUGGUUGGACAGUAAAUGGCCCUCUUCAGCUCAAGUGUAAUUUGGAAGACAAAUCAGUUGUCUGCAACAUGGUGGUUCUAAAGGAACAUGAGAAGGUAUCAGAAUGCAUCACCCCUGACACUGUGCUGAAGUUGUUUGAACUAGACUUUAACGAGGCUGAUGUUGGGAAAGUCCCUGGUGAACGAGGCUAUUCCAUUGAAGAUCAAAGAUUUAUAAAGGAGACCGAGGAAAAAUUGAGGUUCGUAGAUGGGCAUUAUGAAAUUCCUCUUCCUUUUUGUAACGAUUUAAAUAUGCCAUCAAACAGGGAGCAAGCUGUCAAAAGGGUACUUUGGCAAAAGAAAAAAGAUGAUGAGCAAUGCACAGUAUCAUAA
Molecule: messenger RNA, 2367 nt
Organism: Haliotis rubra (blacklip abalone)
Lineage: Eukaryota; Metazoa; Mollusca; Gastropoda; Lepetellida; Haliotidae
Exons: 2
Coding region: 1-2367 (788 amino acids)
Source: RefSeq, a predicted model, not a curated record